AUGUCUGAAGACUGGGGAAACCAGCCGCCUCAGUCGUACCCUACUGGCUACUAUCCUCAUCCUUCGACCCACGAGCAGUACAUCCAGCCCCAGGUCCAUCCUCACCAAGUUUCGUAUCCAGGACAGCCGCCAGUCUCCGGACUUCCUCCAAAUCAGUAUCACGCGUAUCCACAGGCUGCUCCUCAAUCAUAUCCCUACAUUCAACAGGGCCAGCCGCCGCCAGACUCGAUGCACACACGCGCCAACUCGCGAGGUCUCGCCGUCGACCCAGCUUUUGCACAUCAUCAAAAUGUCUACGGGCAACCAAUGGCAGACAACUCGUCACGAACGCGUCCUACGAGGAGCAACGCCAACUAUGGCCAGCCCAUGCCCGCCGCUGCUCCCUCCGCCCAACGGACGAGCCGAGCACCGCGUGUAAACUAUAAAGAAGAGCCCGUAGAUGGAUAUGAUCCCAAUCAGGACGAUCUGACCUAUGGGAUGAUGGGCUCCCAUCCACAGGCUUCGACAACGACGCAAUACUAUGAAUCUCACAGCACGUACGCUGAACAGACUGUCAGUCAGAGUCAACAGCAGGUACAAGCUGUUGCUAUGAAAUACGAGGCAUCGACGAAUGGAGGCGUCGUUCCAGCUCAGCCCGCAUCCGCCAACAACGAUCCCAACGAGGAAGACGAGGAAGAAGUCGUCGUCACAAAAAGAGGGCGAGUAACAAAGCGUCUUCAUUUUAUUGAAAGUAGUGACGACGAGGAUGGUGAAGCGAAGCCGCAAAAGCGGCGUCUGAAGCGUCGAGGGAAUGAUGAUUUCAUUGCCUCGGAUGACGAAGACGAUAAGGCAGUAGACGACGAAGAUCAGUCGUUUGGAGACCGCCCUGGUCGUUUAACGAGGGCAAAGGCAACCAAGCUCAGCGAGCAUCGCCCUCAGUCGGGAAACAAGUCUAGCAAAAGCUCGAAAAAGCGGAGCUCGCACAAGAAGCGCUCAAAUGACGACUCGGAAGCGGAUUAUAUCGACGACGAUGACGAGGCAGAAACCUCCGACGCGUCCGACGCUCAACGAACCUCACCCUCGUUACCACCGUCUGAAGAAGAAGAAGAUCUCGAUCCGGGUGGACCAAAGACAUAUGGUUUCCGCUCAAGACAGGGACAACCUACCAACUACAAUGAGAUUGCGGCCUUUGAGAAGAUGGAGCAAAACGGUGUAGCUGUGAAAAAGAAGUCAAAGACCAAAAAGACAAAGAUGAACUGGACUGGAAAGGACUAUGAAAACGCCUGGGGCCCGUUGCCCGGUCAAAGCGAUUCUGACAGCGACGCCAUGAAAACACCGCACAAGGCUGGUCUCCCUCCCGGCAUGCCGGGAAAUGGAGGAAUGCUGGCCGGUGGGGCAGGUUUACCACUUGAUCUCGCUGGUACCCCAUCGAAUCUUGGAAGAAUCGGCGAAGCAGGUCUUGCCGAUGCGGAUCCAUUGGGGGUGAAUGUCAAUGUAUCUUUCGACGACGUAGGCGGUUUGGAUGAGCACGUUUCGAAGCUAAAGGAGAUGACGCUACUGCCUCUCCUUUAUCCCGACAUGUUCCAAAGUAUCGGGGUUACACCGCCGAGGGGUGUACUGUUCCAUGGACCUCCGGGAACGGGAAAGACACUCGUUGCACGUGCACUUGCGGCUAGCUGCCGUAGUGAGGGCCGCAGUGUCUCGUUCUUCAUGCGUAAAGGGGCGGAUUGUCUCUCGAAAUGGGUGGGAGAAGCCGAGCGACAGCUGCGACUCCUGUUCGAGGAAGCAAAGAAGGUUCAGCCUAGCAUCAUUUUCUUUGACGAAAUCGACGGUCUCGCACCUGUGCGGAGUUCGAAGCAAGACCAGAUCCAUGCGAGUAUUGUCUCGACCCUCCUGGCGCUUAUGGACGGUAUGGAUGGUCGUGGACAAGUGAUUGUUAUUGGGGCCACGAAUCGACCGGAUGCAAUCGACCCAGCUCUUAGACGACCUGGUCGUUUUGACCGCGAGUUCUACUUCCCAUUGCCCAACUUUGAUGCUCGACUCAAGAUACUCGAAAUCAUGACCAAACACUGGGAGAACUGGAAGGGUGAAAAGGGAGAAGAGUCGAGGAAGCGCUUAGCAAAGCUCACCAAGGGGUAUGGAGGAGCGGAUCUCAGGGCAUUGUGCACAGAGGCAGCUCUCAAUGCCAUUCAGCGACAAUAUCCACAGAUCUAUCAGUCGAGCGAACGACUCUUGCUUGAUCACAGCAAAAUUGAAGUACAAGCUAGAGACUUUAUGAUCUCGGUGAAAGAAGUCAUUCCAUCCUCGGCGCGUUCCACUGCAUCCGCAGCAGCACCUCUCCCCCAACAGCUCGAGCCAUUGCUCGAAGGCGCUCUAAAUGAGGUCAAGAGCGCGCUGGACAGAAACCUCCCCAAGUCGAAGAAGCGUUCCCCUCUAGAGGAAGCACAAUGGGAGGAGGAUCAUCCGGAUGGAGAAGCAGGAGCGUUUGAGCGUGAAAUGAUGCUACAGACACUAGAGUCGCAGCGUGUUAAUCGACCCAGGCUGCUUCUUUACGGCGCUCCUGGUAUGGGCCAACGUGCUGUCGGUGCAGCAGCUCUGCAUCAUCUUGAAGGUUAUAGCAUUCAGAGUUUCGACCUUGGAACCUUGACGGGAGACUCUGCCAGGACUCCUGAAGCUGCCGUUGUUCAGCUCUUUAUCGAAGCCAAGCGACAUGCGCCGUCGAUCAUCUAUAUCCCAUCUCUAUUGGCGUUGUGCGGUUCACUACCAGAAACCUGCCGAGCACUGAUCGCAGACUCUCUGGAAUCCUUGGAGCCACAUGAGCCUAUCCUCCUCCUGGCCAUCCUAACUGGCUCCGUCAAAGAUCUUCCCCGAGAUGUCCGCGCAUGGUUUGGGAAGACCAGCGGCUCUCGUGUCUGCUUUACGGCACCGAAUGAGGAGAGGCGCGCAGCAUUCUUCCAAGAGCUGAUCGACUAUGUCAAGAAACCACCGUCUCAAUUCCCAGACGCAGUAAAACGUCGUCGGCGUGUUCUAGAGGCUUUGCCUGUCGCUCCACCUCUGCCACCCCGCGAGCCGUCUGCGGCCGAACUUGCUGCUCAAGAGCAGCAGGACACGGUCUUGUUCUACAAGCUCAAGAGUCACCUCAAUAGUAUUUACGCUCAAUGUCGCAAAGCCGAUAGCAAGUUCUGUAGGGCCACGAUUGGUCAAACCGUCGGCGAUAUUCAGACUGAAGAUGGCAUCUGGUGGGGCAAGCCGCGUCUUCUGCCACCCAAAGAGCCAACCGAGGCCGAUCCUGCUAAUGAAGCCACCGUUGUACCUGCUGAGGGCGCGCCCCCUGCACCCGCCUAUGGCCGCAACCGACUUCAUGACAUUGACAUGGCUCGUAUUCACGAUUGGAUCUGGGAAGGCAGAUAUCGUACCUCUACCGAGUUUCUCCGUGCCGUCAGACUCGUGCGCGAGAAUGCAGAGAUGGAGAAGCGCGAGGAUGAUGCAGACUCGAAGGACAUGUUCAGGAGGGCUGACAAGGUCUAUGGCGUCGCGCAGGAGGAAGUUGGGAGGACAGAACCUAUGUUCAACCUCGAGACGGAAAGGAUGGCAGCCCGGUUCAGAGAAAGGGAACGCAAGGCGAGAGAAGCACAAGAAAAAAAGGAAGCAGAGGAGAAGGCGAAAGCUGACGCAAAUGGACUGGUCGAGAAUGGAGGGGAAGAUUCCGUCAUGGCCAACGACGGAACAGAGGACCGGCAUGCUCUCAAGAGAACAAGGAACAUGGACGAAUCCAACGACUCCGACGGCACUGGUCCCCCUUCCAAGCGCCCCAGGACGUCACCAUUUGACGAGACAAAUGGUGAAAAGGCUGUGCGGUUCGACCUACCCGAAAUGCCAUCGAUAGCCGUCAACGGGAAUUCCAUUCCAGACUCCGAUAUGGCAGAUGCUUUCGAUGCUCCAUCACCUUCUCCGAAUGGACAUCGCUCUUCAAACUCCUCCCUAGCUCCUACCAAAGAUAUUGCGCCGUCUGGUCUGACGCAGCAAGUUAUCCGUGCGAUUUCACGCUCUCCUAGUCCCGGAGUAUCCACUCCUCCUCAAUUCAACGUGUCGACGGAGCAACUUGGCCAGCUACAAUCUAUGUUGGUUCAGAAGACAGCUAACCUCGACGUAGAACAGCUCGAAGCUCUGAGGGCCCUUUGCUUGAACCUCGUAUGGGGCCAUAGAAGUGACUGGGACAGAGAUAAUCUGAUAAGACUCAUGAAGGAAGCCAUCGACAAGUACUUGAGCGAGAUUGGAGAGGUCAGCGAUGAAGAUGAUUAA
Molecule: messenger RNA, 4281 nt
Organism: Serendipita indica DSM 11827
Lineage: Eukaryota; Fungi; Basidiomycota; Agaricomycetes; Sebacinales; Serendipitaceae
Source: the annotation of a GenBank genome assembly